GAAUCGUUACUCAGGGACACAGAAUCGUUACUCAGGGACACAGAAUUGUUACUCAGGGACACAGAAUCGUUACUGAGGGACACAGAAUCGUUACUGAGGGACACAGAAUUGUUACUGAGGGACACAGAAUUGUUACUCAGGGACACAGAAUUGUUACUCAGGGACAGACACAGAAUUGUUACUCAGGGACACAGAAUUGUUACUCAGGGACACAUAAUCGUUACUGAGGGACACAGAAUUGUUACUCAGGGACACAGAAUUGUUACUCAGGGACAGACACAGAAUUGUUACUCAGGGACACAGAAUUGUUACUCAGGGACACAGAAUUGUUACUGAGGGACACAGAAUCAAUCAUUGAAUUAAAGAGUAUGUCAGACAACACGCAGAGGAGUGGCAGAGAGGAGGCAAUGUUUCAGGAGCGAGCAGACGUGGCAGCAGAGGAAGGGGUCGAGGCAGC
Messenger RNA from Staurois parvus, 457 nucleotides. The record is from the annotation of a GenBank genome assembly. NCBI's taxonomy places the organism in Eukaryota, Metazoa, Chordata, Amphibia, Anura, Ranidae.